Messenger RNA from Vanrija pseudolonga, 1851 nucleotides. It is a transcript of the gene AL7A1, whose product is annotated as Aldehyde dehydrogenase family 7 member A1. Lineage: Eukaryota; Fungi; Basidiomycota; Tremellomycetes; Trichosporonales; Trichosporonaceae. The transcript has 2 exons. The record is from RefSeq and is a predicted model, not a curated record. Bases 51 to 1727 code for a protein of 558 amino acids. Gene Ontology annotation, molecular function: aldehyde dehydrogenase (NAD+) activity.
UUUCACUCACUCUCCUCUACAUAUAUUAUCAGCACUGCACGUCGCCCAAAAUGCUCGCAUCACGCUUCCGCACCCUCCGCCCCCUCAGCAUGACCGUCACGCUCGCCACCUCCGCCACGCCCCUCACGGCCAAGACUGCCGCCGUCCUCGGCUCGCGCGCGCUCUCGAGCCGCGCCAGCGCCGUCCUCAAGGCCCUCGACAUCCCCACCGAGGGCGUCAUCCCCGGUGUCUUUGACGGCGCGUGGGGCGGCUCCGGCCCCAUCAUCGAGACCAAGUGCCCCGCCACUGGCGAGGUUAUUGGCCGCGUCCAGAGCGCCACCGUCGACGAGACCCGCCUCGCUAUCGCCAAGACGGUCGAGGCCUCGCGCGCCGUCCGCGCCAUGCCUGGCCCCAAGCGCGGCGAGGUCAUCCGCCAGAUCCGCGAGGCGCUCGCCGCCAAGACGUCCGACCUCGGCGACCUCAUCUCGCUCGAAAUGGGCAAGAUCAAGUCCGAGGGCAAGGGCGAGGUCCAGGAGUUUGUCGACAUCUGCGACCACGCCACUGGCCUCUCGCGCUCGAUCGCCGGCCGCGUCCUCCCCUCGGAGCGCGAGAACCACGUCAUCUACGAGAUCCCCAACCCGCUCGGCGUGGUCGGUGUCCUCUCCGCCUUCAACUUCCCCGUCGCCGUCUACGGCUGGAACUUUGCCGUCGCGUUUGUCGCCGGUAACGCCGCCAUCUGGAAGCCCUCGCCCACCACCCCGCUCUGCUCGAUCGCCGUGACCAAGAUCAUCCAGCCUGUCCUUGAGCGCAACGGCCUCCCCGCGGCCGCUGCCUCCCUCGUCGUUGGCGACGUCGACGUCGGCAAGGAGGUCGUCGGAUCGGGCGACAUCCCCCUCAUCUCGUUCACUGGCUCGGAGCGCGUCGGCAAGGAGGUCGGCAAGAACGUCCAGGACCGGUUCGGCAAGACCAUCCUCGAGCUCGGCGGCAACAACUGUGUCAUUGUCGACAAGGACGCCGACCUGAAGCAGGCCCUCCAGGGUGUGCUCUUCGCCGCCGUCGGUACCGCCGGCCAGCGCUGCACCUCAACCCGCCGUCUCCUCCUCCACAAGGACAUUGCCAAGGACUUCCUCGCCAAGCUCCUCACCUACUACGACUCGGUUACCCCCUCGUCGACGCUCAAGAUGGGCGACCCCCUCGACCCCGCCACCCUCAUCGGCCCCCUCCACACCGAGGUCUCGGUCAAGAACUACCAGGCUGCCAUUGACGGCGUGACCUCGCGCGGCGGUGAGCUGCUCACCAAGCGCUCGGGCAAGAUUGUCGACGGCCCCACCGAGGGCGGCCACUGGGUCUGGCCCGUGGUGCUCCGCCCCAAGAUUGACGACCCCUGCUGGCAGGAGGAGGUGUUCGCGCCCGUCCUCUACGUCGCCGAGUUUGAGACCAUCGACGAGGCCGUCAAGAUCAACAACGCCGUGCCCCAGGGUCUCUCGUCGUCGCUCUUCACCAAGAACCUCCGCACCAUGGGCCGCUGGCUCGGCCCCGAGGGCUCGGACUGCGGUAUCGUCAACGUCAACGUCGGCACCUCGGGCGCCGAGAUCGGCGCUGCCUUUGGCGGCAACAAGUCGACCGGCUGGGGCCGCGAGUCGGGCGGUGACGCCUGGAAGCAGUACGUCCGCUGGUCGGCGGCUACUGUCAACUACGGCGACAAGCUCCCCCUCGCCCAGGGUGUGAGCUUUGGCACGUCCGACUAGGCGAUGAUCUGAUGAGAGGAGAAACAGCCCAAGGGGCGCGCACGCAGCCGCCCCAGAGUGUAUCAUUACAAUUCUAGUGCACGUUGGUAUCAUGUUAUGCAGUUUUGGAAGAACCUUGGAGGGG